AUGGCUGAGGAAGAAAAGAUCGAGCAAGUGCUCAAAAUUUCUGUGUACACGCCAUUGGCGUACGUGGCCGUGAUGGUGACUGCCUUCACCAUUUUCUCUGUGCUCUACAGGCGUCAUAGGCUCCGCAAGCUUAUUGGAAUCGAGCCGCUAUUCGGCCCUAAUCAUACCUUGGAUUUGUACGUUAUGAUCAAAGACAAGUUUUAUGAUAACCUGUUACCUAAAGACGAAAAACCCCCCGAGAAAGCCGUGAAGGCUGCGUUGUUGAGACGUGCCGUGGAGGCCAUCCGCCGGUCGUUGAAACUAAAGGAGAACGAGGGCGUAUUCAAUAGGUUGUAUCAGAACGGGCUUAUCGGGGAAGACACAUUCCAGCAAUUCACCAUGCAGAACAAAGUGCAGCAGGCCGAGUUGACUGAAAUCGUCGGGGAGUGCCAGCAGUUCAGCAAGGAAUGGCCUGCAACAUUUUUCCCCGUGGCCCAGGAGAUUUGCUACAAUGAGGCUUUGAGAAGACGCCUCAAUGCUAUGGACAGCCGCUCGGAGAGCUUGUCGACGAUGUGGAACUACUACGUGGAGAAAUCAGAGGAGGCCCCUAAGGGAAUUAAAUAA
This is a messenger RNA of Metschnikowia bicuspidata var. bicuspidata NRRL YB-4993, 603 nucleotides long. RefSeq names its product Sec63 complex subunit. The coding region runs from base 1 to 603 and encodes 200 amino acids. The transcript has a single exon. Gene Ontology annotation, cellular component: Sec62/Sec63 complex. The record is from RefSeq and is a predicted model, not a curated record. NCBI's taxonomy places the organism in Eukaryota, Fungi, Ascomycota, Pichiomycetes, Serinales, Metschnikowiaceae. Gene Ontology annotation, biological process: post-translational protein targeting to membrane, translocation.